Messenger RNA from Merops nubicus (carmine bee-eater), 2511 nucleotides. It is a transcript of the gene CDC73, whose product is annotated as cell division cycle 73. Gene Ontology annotation, molecular function: RNA polymerase II complex binding. Lineage: Eukaryota; Metazoa; Chordata; Aves; Coraciiformes; Meropidae. The transcript has 11 exons. The record is from RefSeq and is a predicted model, not a curated record. Gene Ontology annotation, cellular component: Cdc73/Paf1 complex. Gene Ontology annotation, biological process: transcription elongation by RNA polymerase II; positive regulation of transcription elongation by RNA polymerase II. The annotation marks the transcript as partial.
CCGGUUGAAGCACGCUGUGCUCUGCUCAGGACCUUGCUGGAAAGCACAGGAAAGAACUUUGCCAAGAACAUUUUUGCAAUUCUGCAGUCAGUAAAGGCGAGAGAAGAAGGCCGAGCACCUGAGCAAAGACCUGCACCAAAUACAGCACCAACGGAUCCUGCUUUACGAAAUAAGCAACCUAUUCCAGCUGCCUACAACAGAUACGAUCAGGAAAGAUUCAAAGGCAAAGAGGAGACGGAAGGCUUUAAAAUUGAUACCAUGGGCACCUAUCACGGAAUGACUCUGAAGUCUGUAACGGAAGGUGCUUCUGCUCGAAAAACACAAACUCCAGCGGCACAGCCUGUACCACGACCAGUUUCUCAAGCAAGACCACCUCCCAACCAGAAAAAAGGAUCUCGAACUCCCAUAAUCAUUAUUCCUGCAGCCACGACCUCUUUAAUAACAAUGCUUAAUGCAAAGGACCUUCUGCAAGAUUUGAAGUUUGUGCCGUCAGAUGAAAAGAAGAAACAAGGCUGUCAACGAGAGAAUGAAACUUUAAUACAGAGGAGGAAGGACCAGAUGCAGCCUGGGGGAACUACAGUCAGCGUUACUGUACCUUAUCGAGUAGUCGACCAACCUCUGAAACUUAUGCCACAAGACUGGGAUCGUGUGGUGGCAGUGUUUGUACAGGGUCCUGCCUGGCAGUUCAAAGGUUGGCCUUGGCUCUUGCCUGAUGGAUCACCUGUUGAUAUCUUUGCAAAAAUCAAAGCUUUUCAUCUCAAAUAUGAUGAAGUACGUCUGGAUCCAAAUGUACAGAAAUGGGACGUAACAGUGUUAGAACUAAGCUACCACAAAAGGCAUUUGGACAGGCCAGUAUUCCUACGCUUUUGGGAGACUUUGGACAGGUAUAUGGUAAAGCACAAAUCUCACUUGAGAUUCUGAAUCCUCAGCUGCCAUUUAUUUCCUGAAGUAUGGAUGGAGAAAUAUGAAAGGGGCUCCAGUUUGGAGACCAGAGCUCGCACUAUAUGAUCUGCCAAGAACUUUAAAAAUGAAGAAGGGUCACAGUUUAAACUUUUUAUAAAAUCUUGUUUGGAUGCUUCAUGCUAUAGCAGGUUGAUACCUGUUCUUAUUCAGAAGCAAAGGGGUUUUGCUUAAAACUAUUUUUUUAAUGUUGUUAGCCUUCUAGUCUGCAAUCCAAAUUGUAUAUUUUGAUAGCAGCGGUUUCUUCUCUGUUUUGUUAAAUUAGCCACAUUUUUAAAUAAUGUGUUUUGUUCCUUAUUAGAAAAUAGAUUGAUCUUCACUGCAGGUUACAAAUGUGUGUGUGCGUGUGCGCACGUGCGUGAGUGUAUAUAUGUGUGUGUCUGUGUCUAUAUAUAUAUAAUGUAUGGAAAAAAAAAUUAUAGACACACUUAGACACACAUAGAUGUUACCAGGCUUUUUAAACCACUUAGCUUCUGAGCUUAGUUUUGGUUUUCCUUGCUUAUUGUUUCACUUAUUGAAAAUAUUUCGUUGUGAAUGGUAUUACAUUUUAGUCAAUAGGACUUGCAAACUGAGCAAAAUGGAAAUUGUUUGGGAUAAAUCAAAAUGUCAACCUGUAUAUGUAUAUUCUGUCAGUCUUUGUCGAAAAAGGGAAGAUGAAAAAUCUAGAAAUACUUUUUGGGUUUUGUAAUGUCCCAGUUUACUAAAUCUUUAAACUUUAUUAUAGGGAUACCUUCAGGUCAUGUUAACUUUAAAUUGCCAUUCUCCACACAAAUCUCUGUUUAAACUGAAAGUGUCCCUGUGUAUGUUCCCAUCCAUCAAAAUACCUUUACAUACAAGUCCAAGUGUUACCUAGAUUAAACAGUGAGUAGAGAAGGAGAGAGUUUGGAUUUCUUUUUUUCUGAAAUAGCCAUCACCAGGAGUGAAUAGUUUCAACUUCUUUGCAUUUAUACCUCUAAUAUUAUUUUCUUGUGACAGAAGUAGCCCAGACUAUGUCUACAGGGGCUGUAAUUUUCUUAAAUCAGUGGCUAAUAGGGCCUCCUAACAGUCCUGCAUUGGAAUGGAAAAUAAGCCUGCUCCAAUUACCAAAGAACAGAUUCCUUGAUCUGCAGUUUACCUGAGGCCAGAAGACCCUGGUAUUUGAAUGAAUUUAUGGAAUCUCUGUAUCUAUUUAUAACAUGAAGUUGAUGUUGCAUACCAGUGGAUGUAGAGAAAAUGACAAAAUACUGUAACACCCACAUGUUUUUUUUUCUGGGAUAGAAAAUACAUGUUUAUAUUCCUGUUCUUGAAAUUCUAAACCUUUUUUUUUUUUUAAUAUACUUUACUCUUAAGGUCUGAUGAAAGUAAAAUGUUCUACCUAUUAUUCCUUAGUUUUGCUUUUUAUUUGAUAUUACCUUCAUUUUUAGUAAAACUAGAAGGCAUGUCUCCUUAAGAGGUUUUUAAAACUGUCUUAAACUUAUGAAGACUGAGAGGUCUGACUUCCAUUUAUAUAUUUCCACCCCUGCUAUAUUGAGACUAUUUUUAAAUGGUCUUACUGGAAACAAACAAACAAGC